GGUGUGUCGGCAGAGGACAGGCUAAUCUGGGGGUGAACCCUUGAAAUCACGAAUUUUUACUUUAAAUUCAGCGCUCUGGAAUUGCGUAUAAAUCCUGUUUCUCCUGCAAUGUGCUUUGCUCAAGAGACCACUUUAAACUGAAGCACUUUCUCCAUGAGUUCCACAAGAGUUCUUCAUCUCCUCAGUCCUCCAAUGCCGGGUCCAGUUAUGCCCGUGGAUGUGGCUGUGCAGCUGUACAUCACCCAUUCUCCCCCACUGCGCAGCUUCCUGAGCUCUUAUGAAGACUACAGGACACGCAACCUGGUCAACACCUGCUACAAACCCCUCCGGCCCUGCUUGAGCUCUAGAGCGCACCUGGAGCCCCCUCGUCUGGACUGGCAGACCCCAAAAUCCAAGGCCAAAAAGAAGGUUGUGUUUGCCGACUCAAAGGGUAUGUCAUUAACCGUGGUGCAUGUCUUCUCAACUUUCGAAAACAAAGAACCUGUUACAUCCGAACUGCAAUUUGACCUGGAAAACUUAGAGGACGUCACAGGAACUCUCCAUAUAAAUUCAGUCCAGAGCAGAAUUCUAGAUUUUCCACAGCCAGCAGCAGACUACCUAGAUUUUCGUAGUCGGCUGCUGAAGAACUUGGUUUGUUUGGAGAACUGUACCCUACAGGAGCGAGCCCUCACUGGCACUAUCAAAGUGCGUAACCUGGCCUACGAGAAGUUGGUUCAUGUGCGAAUCACUUUCGACACCUGGAAGAGCUUCCAGGAUGUGGAAUGCACGUUUAUGAAUAAUGUCUAUGGUUGUCAGGAUACAGACACAUUCUCGUUUGCCAUUGAACUGCCUGGGUAUGUGCCCCCUCAGAAUAAGGUCGAAUUUUGCAUUAGCUACAGAACUGGAGAGCAGACCUACUGGGACAACAACGAUGGCAGAAACUAUGGACUGGUUUCAACAUCUUGGCAACAAAACAAUACAUGGAAUUCCACAAACCAGGGAAAGAAACUGAAUGAAUCCAGAAAGUUAGGCAGGAAAACACAAGACAAGGAAGUUUAUAAAUGUAAAAGUCCGCUCCAAUCCAAUGGCAUUUUCCCAAACUGGCAGAGUUGGGGGCACAUUGCAACCAGUGGCCCCUACUGGUGACUUGAGCUCACGUAAUUAACUAUCCAAAUGUGUUGAAAGCUUUUAGCACCAAUAUAUCUCUCGGUAUGACAACAGAAGAAGAUUAACAUUCUCUUAAGAGCUCUUAAUAUGAUUUACCUGCUGAUUACUUUACAAGCAGACCUAGAUCAGCUGUCUGUUAGCAGAUUAAAGAGGGGACAGAGACUGGUUGAAAUGGUCACAUAGAGUGAACCUUGUUUCUUUUAGAUGGAACAUGUUGCUUCCGUGCAAUACAGCAUGUUUUAUUCUUUUGAGUAAAAUGUGCGAUGACCCCUUUCAUGAAGCGCUAGACCGCUAGGAGGUCUCGAGUAAACACUAUAUAACAUCUUUGUCGGUUCAUUGUAUAAAAUGUGCCUUUGUCAUAAGUGUGCUAAGAUCAUUUUUUGUUAUGCUGCUGCCAUUGUGUGCCACAUCUGCAGACUGUGCACUAUAAAAAAUGAUACCAAGUGAAAAUCAAGUCUGAUCAUUUGAAGAGGAUAUAUCUGUGUCACUAGCCAAUUUUCAGCAGAUUUCCAGUUGAAGAUUCUAUUAUGGAAGAGAUGAACAGUUGGUAUGCAACCAACCAGUGAGAUUGUCCUUCAUAUUGAAGGGGUAACCUUUACUGGCUACAAACUUUCAGAAGGAAAAAACAAAGAAAUAUUAAUAUUUAUCAUAUUUAAUAUGUACUCCAUGAAUAAACCAGCCUUGAAAUAAAUUUAGUUUUAUUUUAUCAAGUUUUAAUCUGCAAGAUGCACGCAUGUUUAGGUGUCUCUUUUUUUAUUAAUUUUUGUGUUGGAUGUGUUAGAAAUGUAAUGCAACUGAACGCAAUAAGCUAAACAAAUGGCCUGAUAAUGGUUUUUGUGCAUUAGGAUCUGCUCAGCAAAUGUCAUUGUAAAGCAAGUAGUGUCUUUUGUUGGGUAAUUUUUAUAUUUUAAGUGCAAUUCAGUGAAAAUUAGUGGAAUUGGUUGUGAUGUCAUGUUCAAAUCAGAUGUGAAAAAAUGGCUGCAUUUUAUGAAAGAAAUAAUUGAUGUCUUGGUAAAUGAGUGUGUAU
Sinocyclocheilus anshuiensis is the source of this 2173-nucleotide messenger RNA. RefSeq names its product protein phosphatase 1 regulatory subunit 3C-B-like. Gene Ontology annotation, biological process: regulation of glycogen biosynthetic process. The record is from RefSeq and is a predicted model, not a curated record. Lineage: Eukaryota; Metazoa; Chordata; Actinopteri; Cypriniformes; Cyprinidae. The transcript is spliced from 2 exons. Gene Ontology annotation, cellular component: protein phosphatase type 1 complex. Gene Ontology annotation, molecular function: protein phosphatase 1 binding; glycogen binding. The coding region runs from base 154 to 1125 and encodes 323 amino acids.